Myotis myotis is the source of this 5891-nucleotide messenger RNA. RefSeq names its product tubulin polymerization promoting protein (gene TPPP). The record is from RefSeq and is a predicted model, not a curated record. Gene Ontology annotation, cellular component: microtubule. Lineage: Eukaryota; Metazoa; Chordata; Mammalia; Chiroptera; Vespertilionidae. Gene Ontology annotation, biological process: microtubule polymerization; microtubule bundle formation; positive regulation of protein polymerization. The coding region runs from base 103 to 768 and encodes 221 amino acids. Gene Ontology annotation, molecular function: tubulin binding. The transcript has 4 exons.
CGGGGCCGGGCGGCGGCGGCGCGAGCGCACCGCCAGGCACUCGGUUGCGAGCGGCCGAGUCGCGGAGGCGCCGCCGCAGCAGUCCCUGCGUCUGCGAGAAACAUGGCUGACAGCAAGGCCAAGCCCACCAAGGCUGCCAACAAGACACCCCCCAAAUCCCCAGCGGACUCUGCCAAGGACAAAGCAGCUAAGAGGCUGUCACUGGAGUCAGAAGGUGCCAACGAGGGGGCGGCCGCCUCGGCCCAGGAGCUCAGUGCCCUGGAGGAGGCCUUCCGGCGGUUCGCGGUGCAUGGGGACACCAGAGCCACCGGGAAGGAGAUGCAUGGCAAGAACUGGUCGAAACUGUGCAAGGACUGCCAGGUGAUCGACGGGAAGAACGUGACUGUCACCGACGUGGACAUCGUAUUCAGCAAAAUCAAGGGCAAGUCCUGUCGGACCAUCACGUUCGAGCAGUUCAAGGAGGCGCUGGAGGAGCUCUCCAAGAAGAGAUUCAAGGACAAGAGCAGCGAGGAGGCCGUGCGAGAGGUGCACAGGCUCAUCGAGGGCAAGGCCCCCAUCAUCUCAGGAGUGACGAAAGCCAUCUCCUCGCCCACCGUGUCACGGCUCACGGACACCACCAAGUUCACAGGCUCCCACAAGGAGCGCUUCGACCCAUCAGGCAGGGGCAAGGGCAAGGCCGGCCGCGUGGACCUGGUGGACGAGUCGGGCUACGUGCCAGGCUACAAGCACGCGGGCACCUACGACCAGAAGGUGCAGGGGGGCAAGUAGCCAGUUUCCCGGGGACAGGGCCUUCUUCCUUUGCUGGCCCCACAUCACCUCACACUUCUUUACAUUCCUGGGCUCACUGGGGCAGAACUCAGACGCUGGGGUGGAGGGGCUGUGGGUGACUCCCAGACCUCCUCCUGCCUGGAGCCCCGGCACGCUCCUCUCCUACCCCAGGUGCAGCCCCUGAACUCACUGACCUUCCUCUAAUGCACCUGCCUCAUCCCACGUCGGGAAGCUAAGGGGUGGUCAUUUCCAAAGUGUUUCCUGGAUCCAGACCACAUGGGCCACCUGGUUUGCAGGUGAAAGGGGUGUUUUGAAGGAGCAGGUGGGACAGACCCUGCCAGAGGUGAUGCUGACCUCCUGACCAGCAGACCUGCCCAGGAACCAUGAGGGCAACAUGCACUAAUGCACUAACCAGCAGCACCAGGGAGAUGACGUGAACCUCGAACAGGACACAGGGACAUCUCUGAGGGCUCCGUUCAGAUGUGCGACACACAGGUGCAUGCUUACACACACACACACUCACGCACUCAUGGACACAUGCUUACACAUGCUCAUGCCCCCCCCCCCACAUCCACUCACACACACAUGCUUACACACACACGCCCACCAACCAGGUCUGUGCCGAGGACGGUCAUAUGAGCGAAGGCUGGUGUGCAAAGGAAGGUGAGCCCGUGAAAGGAUGCUCCACAGGAGACCAAAGGAAAGUGAUCUGAAGUGUGAAGUUAGAAGUUUUUAAAUUGGACACUAAGGACAGGUCAUUUCCUUUUGCUUUUUAAAGAAAAGAAGAAAUCAGAAGAAACAGUGACUGUGUAUUUAUUCCCAGAGCGGAUCAGGGAAGAAUCAGAAUAUCCCGUGUCUGUGACUCUCUCUCCCUGUUGGCCCUGUUGGCCCUGAGGCUCCCCCACAGACAGGUGUGUGAUGGGGCAUCUUCUGCCCAUCCCUGUUCUGAAAUCAGGGCCUCGAGGCAGCAGUCGCCGUGGCUACUCCCUUUGCUCACAGUGCAGCACAAAUCUCUGUGGCUCCAGCCUCUGCAGUUAAUUCUUGCCUCUCUGAACUCCCCCGACCUGGGAGUACAGGAAACUGCACAACAAGACCAGGCCAGGGAGGGCCUCCCCGAAAGGCCCACACAUAUGCUGGGGUUGGCGAGCGCUUUCACAGUGGCCACAAGGCAACACUCCAUUUGCAUAAAUGCAGCCACAGCCUGGUGCGUCACCUUCUGGCUAUGUGGUCCUGGAGCCGGUCCUGGGAAAAGCCCACGGCAGUCUCAGAAGAUGCUUCCACAGCCAGUGUCUGCUCUGCACUUCUUCCUGGUCACGGCCUGGCCCAGCACGGGCAGCUGAAGCAUGGACCAGCACCGCCACAGCACACGGGCUGGUCACCGCUGGGGCUGGGAAAGGCCCAGGGCCAGCAUCUCCAGCUGUGUCUCCACCAGACCCCUCGCACACCGGCCUCCCCUCACCAUCCCCCAUCCGCCUCUGUGGACAGCUUCAUUCGGAGGUCCUGGGAGCUCACAGCGUGUGGCAUUGGAGCCCAGGGGAUGGAGCACAGGCUCCGAGGGCCACUUCUAGGGCUAAUCUCACCAUUGUCUUGAAAGUUUCUAACUUGGGGAUCCUAGGCUGCCAGCAAGGCUACUCUGCAGUGAGGAAACUGAGGACCGGGGCUGGACAAAGGCAGGCAAGAUGCCAGUCCCCACCCUGUGCCUCCCUCCUCCCCCAGGCUGGGCCUUUAGGGGAAACCCAAAGGCAAGAGUAACCUGUGGAAAAGUGUCUGAAGGCAACUGAACGUGCAGUGUUUCUUGACAAUAAGCUGAUCACAAACCACAGCCCUCGUGUUCCAGCGCUGGCGAGGUUUUCUUCCGUGGCCACAUUUCCCCCCAUGCGUGGCGGCACUGCCAUGGGGGCAUGCCGUGGGCUCCUGGUCAGGCUGCUUUUCUCCUGCCCCUGGGCAGCCCCGUUCCCCUCGUCACAGACACUGGAAUCGGCAGGGCCUCGGCCACAUGCACGCUGGCAAAGGCUGCCCACGCCACAGCCCACCGAGGCAGAUGUCACCUGGGCCUGCCAUGGGUGCAGGCCCUUCUCAGCCCUUCCUUGCCUGCUGGACCCGGGAGAGAGGUGCCAGCACCAGGACAGGUGUCCUGUCCCAGAGCGCUGUCUUCAGGCGAGAACAGCUCCACACAAAGGUUCCAGCCUCGGACGAGGGCCAGCUGCCGGAGCACCCUGGGAAAUGGGGUCUGAGCAAAAGAAACAACGUGAGUCUGUCCUCCGACCCCGUGGCAGCCCGUGCUUUCUCCCACGGUGCCGCCUCAGAACUGGACCCCCCACGGCCCCCUGCGGCAGCCCUGGCCGAGGAGCACCAACCCACCCCCUCAGGCUGGUGGAGGUGAGCUACUUGAUAGGAAACCCUUGGCCCACUUGAGGAAAAUGUCAGAAUGCUCUGCUCACCCUGAUAGCAGCAGGUUCUUUUGGGGUUUUCUGAAUGAAAUCAAGAGCACACAGCUGCUCCCUGUCAGUGGCCCUCCCCAUCCCCGCCCACCCAAGCUCAGGGGAGAGCCCCACACCCUGGGCCCGACUCCCCACACGCCCGGGCCGGGAGUCUGUCCACAGCUCCGCAGUCCCGCUGGCCACACAGGCGCUGCGGUUGCCCUGCGUCCCCUGCCCGUCCCCAGGCUGCGUCAGGCUCACACACAAGCCAGGACACAUUGUUCUCCAGUCAAAGUAGAGCUUUGAAAACCCACCCACCCCUCUCUGUCAGAGAAGGAGGAAGAAGGGCUAAGUCAUGCGGACUCAGUAUUCACCGUUCUGCUCCUUUAAUCGCCUGGUGAGUGCAUCAUUGCGUCUGUGUGUAGCUUCUCAACUCCAACUUCACUGCACAAAACCGACACACAUGCAUGUCCCUCCACCGGGUUCUGAGUAUUGUGAAUACGUAGGCAGUGUGUGUCUGUGCUGCAUGUUCUUAUGCAAUGCCAGUCAGCUUCUAACCAUGGUCACUUAGAAAUUAAAUAUCUAUCUGUGAACAAAAGAAACUGCACAGCAGGCACCCAGGAGACAGGCCGCGUUCCGAGGGGAGGAUACCCCAGGAGACAGGCCGCGUUCCGAGGGGAGGACACCCGGGAGACGGGAUGCGUUCCGAGGGGAGGACACCCGGGAGACGGGAUGCGUUCCGAGGGGAGGACACCCGGGAGACGGGAUGCGUUCCGAGGGGAGGACACCCGGGAGACGGGAUGCGUUCCGAGGGGAGGACACCCGGGAGACGGGAUGCGUUCCGAGGGGAGGACACCCGGGAGACGGGAUGCGUUCCGAGGGGAGGACACCCGGGAGACGGGAUGCGUUCCGAGGGGAGGACACCCGGGAGACGGGAUGCGUUCCGAGGGGAGGACACCCGGGAGACGGGAUGCGUUCCGAGGGGAGGACACCCGGGAGACGGGAUGCGUUCCGAGGCGAGGACACCGGGAGACGGGAUGCGUUCCGAGGGGAGGACACCGGGAGACGGGAUGCGUUCCCAGGGGAGGACACCGGGAGACGGGAUGCGUUCCGAGGGGAGGACACCGGGAGACGGGAUGCGUUCCGAGGGGAGGACACCGGGAGACGGGAUGCGUUCCCAGGGGAGGACACCCGGGAGACGGGAUGCGUUCCGAGGGGAGGACACCGGGAGACGGGAUGCGUUCCCAGGGGAGGACACCCGGGAGACGGGAUGCGUUCCGAGGGGAGGACACCCGGGAGACGGGAUGCGUUCCGAGGGGAGGCCAGUGCAACAGUGUCUGAACAUCAGCAGAGAACAGAAGGAGUGCAUUUGAGAACACUGAUUAUACCGGAAUACUUAUUUAUUUCUAUUUAACACAACUGGGCAGUAGUCAGGAAUAGAGUUAGCUUUACCAAAACUGAAGUUCAAAUUACAUAAUUUUAAAAUAUUAUAGUAAGAUAUAUAUUUAUACUGGAGUAUUUUUACACCUUUAAUAUUCUCGGGCUUGAGUUUUGAGACAGGUGAAAAUUACAGCAGAUGCUGACCCGUCGGGGAAAGGUCCAUGGAGGCCUUCCACUGGCAUGGCUCGCUGCCUGUCUGUGCUCCUCGCCGCUGUGUCCCAGUGGCUGAGAGCUCCGGGCAGGCCAGUGGCCGUCUGACCGUCUGAGUGGACAGAGACCGUGGCAGCAGGCAGAGGCUCACCAACCCCCGGGGCCAGUACAAUCGCCUAUUUCUGUGAAUAGUUUUAAUGGGACAGGCCACACCCGUGUGCUUAUAUUAUAUACUGUCUGUGGCUGCUUUUGCAGCGACAUUGGCACUUGGGGAGUUGACACAGAUGCCAUGACCCAUGAAACCUAAAAUAUUCACCAUCUGGCCCUUGACAGGUGAGCCCUUGAGGACCCACUUGUGUUCAUUCCCUCCUGGGUAUUUAUACACAAGCUGGCUACUCCCUGUCCUGCAGCACACACCGUAUGGGGGCACCCUGUUGUCACCUGUUCAAUACAGUACAGGUUGACAAUUUAGCUGUACUGUGAAAUGAUUACCCUGAGUAGUUUCCUUCCACUGAUUUACCACUGAACACUCUAUGAAAUCUGGUGGUCCAGGGGCCUGGCCUUUGUCUGUGAGCACGUGGAGAGCGUGGCCGGGUGGUGGCGUGCCAGGCAGUGGUCACUGUGUUUGGAGAUGCUUUAGUUAACGCUCUCUCUUCCUUUAGACUUUUGAAAAACCAAACCAAGCCAAACAAAGGAAACCUGCACAACUUAAAAUAAACUUGAAAGUGAUCAUAUACUACUAGUUUGUACUAAGUUUUUUCAGGAAAGGGAAAUAAAAUUUAUAUAUACAUGCAAUAUAUUUUUACACCAUCUUAUUGUUAGGGAGUACUGAGUGUAUCACUUUAUCAGAGUGAUGGGUACAGUCACGUCAAUGUCCUGGGUGUUCUGCCUCAGAAAGUCUAAAUGGCAUUCAGCAGGAACAUCCGUGGGGUUGGGAGGGCCCUGCUCCCCCUCCCUCGGAGUGCGAGGCUUGGGGUCACCUCUGGGGAUGCUGUCAAGGCCUGGCCUGCAAACCUUUAGUGAAACAGCUAAUGUCUGUCUGCACAAUGCUCCUCAUGUGUUCGCUGUUGUUAACAUUGUUGUCAAAAGUGAUAAAUAAAGUGUUAAAUGGUG